Molecule: messenger RNA, 2031 nt
Organism: Chrysoperla carnea
Lineage: Eukaryota; Metazoa; Arthropoda; Insecta; Neuroptera; Chrysopidae
Gene: Grasp65
Product: Golgi reassembly-stacking protein 2
Exons: 6
Coding region: 124-1521 (465 amino acids)
Biological process (GO): Golgi organization
Cellular component (GO): Golgi apparatus
Molecular function (GO): protein binding
Source: RefSeq, a predicted model, not a curated record
UUCAUCAAUCACCGACUUGUGAAAGAUUUGAUGCAAUAUAUGCCACGUAAUUUUUGACAAAUAUUAUAACAAAUUUAUACCUACGUUCAGAAAAUUGUAAUGCAAAUAAUAUAAUUGUAAUAAAUGGGUGGCUCAAAUAGUGUUCCUGUUCCUGGUGGUGGAACAGAAGCUUAUCAUGUUCUAAGAGUACAAAAUAAUUCACCAGGUCAUCAUGCUGGCUUGGAAGCAUUCUUCGAUUUUAUUGUAGCGAUCGGUACUACACGACUUGAUCAGGACAAUGAAACCCUUAAAGAAUUACUACGUGCAAAUAUAGAUAAAGAAAUUAAAAUGACCGUUUAUAGUAGUAAAACCCAACAAAUUCGUGAAGUUUUAAUAACACCAAGUAAUUCUUGGGGUGGACAAGGACUUUUAGGUAUUAGUAUUAAAUUUUGUUCAUUUGAAGGUGCCAAUGAAAAUGUUUGGCAUGUAUUAGAAGUGUAUCCUUCAUCACCAGCCGGAAUAGCUGGCCUAAGACCACACACAGACUAUAUAAUUGGGGCUGAUUCAGUGCUACACGAAAGUGAAGAUUUAUUUACAUUAAUAGAGGCACAUGAAGGGCGUGCCCUUAAACUGUAUGUGUAUAACAUACAAGAUGACAGUUGUAGAGAAGUUACAAUUACCCCCAAUUUAUCAUGGGGUGGUGAAGGUAGCUUAGGAUGUGGAAUUGGUUAUGGUUAUUUACAUAGAAUUCCUGUCCGACGAGAAUUACCUAAUCCAGGUUCUACAAUUAAGUCUAUGACAUCAAACUUGGCGACAAAUGACACAAAUCCAACUUCCGUUGGAGGAACAGCUCAUCUAUUUAACCAACAAACAAUCAAUACGACACCACAACAACCUGCUCAAGGAACUGUCAGUGAAUUAUUCGGUAGUUUACCCCCACCGAUUAUCAUUCCAUCCGUUCCUGUUGGAGCCUAUGCUCCACCUCCUACAAUAAACUCAAAUCCAAAUUCACCAUAUUCAUCUUCUACGCCAGUGAAUCCGGCGUUACCAACGCCAUUAAUACCUACAAAUACAGAGUCAAUAAACAAUGCAACAUCGAAUCCUGUACAAGUAUUACCAACAUCUUAUUCACAGAAUAUUUAUUCUCCGGCACCAGGUGCUCAGCAAGUAUCUAGUGAUAUUUUAACACACACUUCACAUAAUAAUUUUAUGCCAGUGCAAUAUUCAGUUCCAUCAUCGCAACCGUUUGUCUCGACAAGUCCUAGUACAUUUAUGCCGUCAUCUCAACCGAUGCAACCAAUAUUAACACCAGCAUCUUAUCCACCACCACCUAUGUCACAUCAAUUACCAAGUGGUGUGCCAUUAACAACGCCAAUAUCACUGCCAGGCUUACCGCCUAUAACAGUGAGUGCAACUUUACCACCAAACACAUUUGAAGGCCUUCAAACAUCAAAUAAUCAAACAGUUUUACCGCCACCUGUCUCAUCAGUGCAGCAAAGUCAUUCUCAAUCGAAUUUACCACCAGUCAGUGCACAAUAUUAAUAUAAAAAUGUGAUUUGUUCGUCUUAUUUUGUUGCUACUUGUACGCCCUACUUUAAAUAUUUAAUCAACUGUCAAUUUUGUUGUGAUUUUUUUUUAUUAGAUAAAUGGUUUUAUUAACGUUUUUUGUUUUUGUUAUUUGUUUAAAUCUUAUUUUUCAAAAAUUAGUAACAAGAAUAAUUUUAAGAACUAAUUCACACCCUCCUCCGACAAAACUAAAAUUAAUUAAUAUUUCCCAUAAAUAUUUUACCAUUUUUAAAAUAACAGUCUCCAAAAAAAAAAUAAUUUUACAGGAGUUAUUUUCCUGUAAAGUCAAAGUAGGAAGACAAGAUAGAAUAAAACAUAGUACCUAGGAAAACACUCUCAAUGACAUGGAUGUAUUAAACUUGUGCUAGACCCAUUAACGAUCUCAGUAAAGUUUACUAGUGAAAAGCUAGAAAUUUGCUCCUGGAAAAAUUCCCCUUCAAAUAAAUUUAUUUGAUCUAUAACAACUAGUUUGGAAAGUGAUUAAAA